UGUGAGUUAAUUUAGUCACCAGUUUACAAACGAAUCGACUCUGAGACAAGAGGCUCUGAGAUAAGAAUUCGGUUGUAACUUAGUCAUUCUUUUGCUCAUUGGGAAUUUACUUAUAUUUUGAGACGAGACUUCGUGUUUUUUUAACUGUGCUGUUUUCCAGCAAGGUACGAAACAUUCCAAAGGUGCGAUAACAAAAUGGUUCCACAAUCUUCUCUUCUAUCGCCGAGUGGCUCAAGCUCCAGCGGCCCAUCUUCACCAGAAAGUGAAGGAGGAAACGUCGAUAUUUUUCAUUCCAACUUGAAAAUAUCUGAGGAUAUUGUUCAAACGAACUGGAAGGCAAAUAAUGGACACAUCAAAAGACCUAUGAAUGCAUUUAUGGUCUGGUCGCAGAUACAGCGACGAAAAAUUAUGGAGAACGCUCCAGACAUGCACAACGCUGAAAUCUCCAAGCGAUUGGGCAAGAAGUGGAAAACGCUGGAUGAGGAGGAGAAACAACCAUUCAUUGAGGAGGCCGAACGACUGAGGCUUCUACACAUGCACAACUACCCAGAAUACAAAUACAGACCACGAAAGAAGGUAACGAAACCAAGUGCUAAAAGCAAUACAGAAAAAUCUAAUGGACAGGUCGUUUCUAAGGGACGAGUAACUAAGCCGAAACUUAAAGCCAACAAACCUGUACAGUCGCAACAGAGCAAGGACAGAGUACCUAAGCUCAGACUAACCAUUGACAAAAAAUUCAGAGAUAGUAUUCGUGCUAGCAAAGCCGUGGAACUCGCUCCUAAUCAACUCACUCCACCGGCUGAGGUGCCUAGCCCCAGUGGAAGUAAUCCGGAUUCACCGAUGGAAAACACGAGUAUGUACGAUGACUACACAUGUGCAAAACCUACGAUAUAUCAUCAACAGACAACGCAUAGAAUUCAGCAACUCGAACCAAUUCCUACUGUACCAACUGUAAGUAACACAGCCAUGCAUCAUCUUCAACAGCAACAACAACAACAACAACAUAUUUCUUUGGACAAUAAUCAGAACUUUACCUCAUUGGAGUAUCCAUUCGCUGCUGACUGGCCUGCGCUCGAUCUUGGAAGCAUGCUAACGAAUCUUGGAGACCUCUCCGACGAGCUAAGCCCCCUUGAUUCAUGCGACAGCGGAAGUACACAUUUCGAGUUUCCCGACUACACGACACCCGAAGUGAGCGAUUUGAUCGGCGUCGAUUGGUUGGAUUCCGGCUUACCGCCUUUAUUAUAGAUUACAAUUUAUUCUUUAUAGAGACAUAUUUAUGUACGUUAUAUUCCACGUUUGGACUCUUUAACAACAGCCUUGGACAAUGUAUGUAUAUUUUGUUCCCGACCUUGCAACCUCGGCACAACCGAUCAACAUUUAUAGAACUUUAUCGGAGACUGUGGAAAAUGUAACAUAAAAGCUUAUUUAUCAUUGGUAAUAUUUAUGCAAUCAAUAUUUUCGUUUAAAUUUUUUUAAUCAUUGUGUAUUUCAUAGCUGCUUCCCUUUUUUAAAUACUAUUUUGUAUCAACUUUUUAUAUUGAAUCACAUUUUUUGUUAAAAGUAAUCACUUUACAAUGUUUUAAAGAAUGAAUUUUAGGCGACAUUCUUAGUCUGCAUUUCUACCAAAUUUAAACUAAUGAACUCGCAUACGGAUGCAAAUACAGCCUUGUUACUGUUUUAACGAUUCCUUUAUAAUCCUAAUACUAUUACUAUUCUCUGUCGUAACGUUUGUUAUCAGAGAUCGUCCAAUCAAAUCGCUUUUAACUGGCGGGCCAGCUUAGUAAGUUUCCUACAAAGAUAGCUAUUUUACAACUCUAUGUAUUUGUACUGAUUUUUUCACAAGAAAACGUCUAUUCUUCGUAUACAUAGAUAGCAUUUACCUCUGGUUUUAUUUCGUUACUGUUUAUUUUUUUUAGAUAAUUCACUUAACUUGUUACGUUGUAACUCCUGCAAUACAAAUUGUGUAUGUUAAGAAUUAUAUUAUGCAAAACUUAAGGUCCUUCCCAAAACAGUCACGUUUUCCUCGUAAUACUGUUUCUUUUUUAAUAAAAAAAAUAAUGACUAUGAUUCCAGUUUAAUAUCCAUUCAAUAAUACUGGUAACUUCCAGAUUCUUGUGUUUUCAUAGAUAAAAUGUUUUCAAACCUUGUUAAUGAUGAUGGUGGGAAAGGGAAUAUUUUUUUGUUUUGUUUAUGUACAAAGACUCUGUAAGUAUAAAACUAAAUAUUAUCUGUAAUAUAUUUUUGAGUAGAACUACUGUUGAUUUGAUACGAAUUUGAUAAAGAAAACAAAUUUCUAGUUACAAAAAAAUACAUGAAAAGAUAAAAAUUAA
Molecule: messenger RNA, 2330 nt
Organism: Anneissia japonica
Lineage: Eukaryota; Metazoa; Echinodermata; Crinoidea; Comatulida; Comatulidae
Product: transcription factor Sox-11-like
Exons: 1
Coding region: 196-1245 (349 amino acids)
Biological process (GO): regulation of DNA-templated transcription; cell differentiation; anatomical structure morphogenesis
Molecular function (GO): RNA polymerase II cis-regulatory region sequence-specific DNA binding; DNA-binding transcription factor activity, RNA polymerase II-specific
Source: RefSeq, a predicted model, not a curated record